Molecule: messenger RNA, 1354 nt
Organism: Marchantia polymorpha subsp. ruderalis
Lineage: Eukaryota; Viridiplantae; Streptophyta; Marchantiopsida; Marchantiales; Marchantiaceae
Source: the annotation of a GenBank genome assembly
AUCAUGUCAGAGUGAUUGAGGGACCUGCGGCUCGAUGCUAACAUGUUAACACGAAGAUCUGGAAAGAAUCCGAUACACGAGACGAGCUAUUUCCUUGACAGCUACCUCUCGCCCUCUCUCCCUCUUCUCCCUCGCUUUCGAAGCUCUUCGUGGGAUAUUAUAUGAGAUAUUUAUUUGCAGCCUGGCUACUGGCCGGGUUGCGCCGAGCACCGUCGUCAUUGGAGCAGUGAGAGGGACGAGGAACGAAAACUUACAUUUCAGAUCUUUGUCAACCGAUUGCACGGCUCACAGAGCUCUUGGGCUUACAACUCACUCGUACUCUUUACAGGAUUCCUCGAUCGUAGAAAACCAAGGACUCUGUCCAGCACUCUUCUCGCACCGUCGUUGCACUAUAUAGUCCGCAUCGGACGGGGUUAUAGGUACACUCGUUCAAGGGAAAGUAUUCGGUUGUCCAGAUCUUUCAGCAGCAAUGGCUUCCAUCGUUGCUUCUUCCGCCAUCGUCACCCCGGUUUCAGCUUUGGCCGCGACCACCAGCACCUCGUCGGCCGAGGUUGUGUCCGUCAAGGCUUUCUCAGGCCUCAGGGCCGGCGCAUUCGCAGGCAAGGCCGAGUGGCAGAAGAAGACCAUCACCAAUGGCAGCCGCAUCAGCUGCAUGCAGGUCUGGGAGCCCUACAACAACCUCAGGUUCGAGACGCUCUCGUACCUGCCGGCCCUGAGCCAGGAUUCUCUGGCCAAGCAGAUCGACUACAUGAUCUCCAACAACAUGAUUCCGUGCAUCGAGUUCGACACGCAGGGAGUGGUGUUUCGCGAGUUCAGCAGGAUGCCCGGCUACUACGACGGCCGAUACUGGACCAUGUGGAAGCUGCCCAUGUUCGGGUGCAAGGACUCGUCGACGGUGCUGGGCGAGGUCGAGGAAUGCAAGAAGCUGUACGGUGACAAGUGCUUCAUCAGGGUGCUGGGAUUCGACAACAUCAAGCAGGUCCAGUGCUCUGCCUUCAUCGUCCACAAGCCCGGCCAGUAAACAGAAUUCGCCGAUAUCUCGACGCGGAUCCGCUUCUGCUGCUGCGAGCCGACGAGUAGGUCGAAGGUAAUCGAACCCGGGAGCCAUGUCUCCGCAGCUCAGACGACGCCGGAGAUCAGCGUCUGUAUCGAUUAGCGUCAGAUUGCAUCGACUGCCAAGUUUGAGCAGCAGGAGUCAGGAGUCAGUUCGCCGAGGCCACCCGGGCCAUCGUGCUUCUUCCUCGUUUGGUUUGCAGCAUCAGACGCCUAGAGUGAUCUAAUCUUGCACUCCCGUCGUCGGCCGCAUUAUCGGCCAAUAUUCAUAAAGAGUCCUUUUCGGGGCAUAUUUUCCCUG